Talaromyces marneffei is the source of this 1785-nucleotide messenger RNA. RefSeq lists its product as uncharacterized. The transcript has 5 exons. The record is from RefSeq and is a predicted model, not a curated record. NCBI's taxonomy places the organism in Eukaryota, Fungi, Ascomycota, Eurotiomycetes, Eurotiales, Trichocomaceae. Gene Ontology annotation, cellular component: mitochondrial matrix. Gene Ontology annotation, molecular function: methylisocitrate lyase activity; isocitrate lyase activity. Bases 1 to 1785 code for a protein of 594 amino acids.
AUGAUUCGCAACGUCACCCGUCGACUGCCUCGACGGCCCUUCCGACCAGCAAUUGUUACCUCCAGGGUUCCCGUAUACAGCUAUCUCCGAAUGUCCUCAUCGUUACCGCCAGUCAUUCCCCCAGUAUCCACAUCACUUCCUACAGACUCGUUCCAAUUAUUGUCUACAGCAGAAAAAGCAGGCGAUGCUGAAAAUGCAUUGUUUGAAGAACAAGUGAAAGAGGUCGAGGCGUGGUGGAAGACUCCUCGGUAUGAAGGUAUCAAACGUCCAUACAGCGCGGCAGAUAUCGUCAGCAAGCGCGGUACACUGCAGCAGACAUAUCCAAGCUCAAUUAUGGCCAGGAAGUUGUUCAAUUUGUUGAACGAACGCGCUGCAGAAGGCAAACCAGUCCAUACAAUGGGCGCCAUCGAUCCAGUGCAAAUGACUCAACAAGCUCCAAAUCAAGAAAUUUUGUAUAUCUCUGGUUGGGCCUGUUCCUCUCUCUUGACGUCUACGAACGAAGUGUCACCGGAUUUUGGCGACUAUCCUUAUAAUACAGUACCCAACCAAGUGGAAAGACUUUUCAAGGCGCAGCAAUUACACGACCGGAAACAUUGGGACUCCCGUCGGAAAUUAAGCCCCGAAGAACGAGCGGAGACACCAUACGUUGACUACUUGCGUCCGAUCGUUGCUGAUGGUGAUAUGGGCCAUGGAGGUCUUUCCUCCGUGAUCAAGCUUGCCAAACUUUUUGCCGAAAAAGGUGCCGCCGCCGUGCACUUUGAAGAUCAGUUACAUGGCGGGAAGAAAUGCGGUCAUUUGGCUGGCAAGGUACUUGUGCCAGUAGGUGAACAUAUCAAUCGUUUAGUCGCCGCGCGGUUUCAGUGGGAUUUGAUGGGCACGGAAACACUCGUUAUUGCUCGAUCAGAUGCAGAAAGUGGAAAACUUAUCAGCAGUGCGGUCGAUGUUCGUGACCAUGAAUUUAUCCUUGGUGUGACUGAAGAUUUCGAGCCGCUGGCCGAGACUCUUCAAGCCAUGGAAGCCGAAGGGGUUUCUGGCUCUGAGAUUGAUGCUUUUGAGAGUAAAUGGGUAAAGAGCCACAAGCUUGUCACGAUUGAUGAAGCCAUCGAUGCCCAUUUGAAAGCCCAGGGCGUAUCCCAAGAUGCAAUCAACACAUACUGGAAUCAGGUCAAGGCUAAUCCUGACCUCUCCAUGACUAAGCGCCGCGAUCUUGCCAACGCCCUUACCGAUAAGCCCGUUAUCUGGUCGUGCGAUGUUCCUCGUACUCGUGAAGGCUACUAUCAUUACAAGGCUGGCUUCCCUGCAGCGACCAAGCGAGCCAAGGAGUUUGCCCCUUAUGCUGAUCUUCUCUGGGUUGAAACCGGAGACGCCAACGUUGAGAAGGCUGCUACGCUUGCUGCCAAUGUGCAUGAAGUUUUCCCGGGCAAGAAGUUUGUCUACAAUCUUAGCCCUUCGUUCAACUGGAUGGCCCAGGGAUUUACUGAGGCUACCUUGAAAUCAUUCAUCUGGGACAUUGCCAAGCAUGGGUUCGUUUUGCAGUUGAUUUCUCUCGCUGGUCUUCACACCAACGCCACCAUCACCACUGAGCUCUCUCGCGCCUUCAAGGACGAGGGCAUGCUUGCCUAUGUGCGACUCGUCCAGUCGCGCGAAAAGGAGCUAGGUGUGGAUGUUCUCACCCAUCAGAAAUGGAGUGGUGCUUCAUACCUUGAUGGCAUUCUAGGUUCUAUCCAGAGUGGCAGCAGCAGUAGCAAGAGUAUGGGUGAAGGUAACACCGAAACGGGCUUCUGA